Molecule: messenger RNA, 210 nt
Organism: Dacryopinax primogenitus
Lineage: Eukaryota; Fungi; Basidiomycota; Dacrymycetes; Dacrymycetales; Dacrymycetaceae
Exons: 1
Source: RefSeq, a predicted model, not a curated record
UUAUGGGUGGACUAUCAUACUGAUGUGACCAUGAAAUGGGCUGAGCUAUUUGAAGAUAUGGAACAGUCCAACAACCUUGAUCCUGACAAUGACCACCACAUCUGGCUCCUACACUUUCUCUUCUUGGACACCAUCAAUGAUGAUGCAGUGUCCUUUCAAAACAUGUGGAAUUAUCACCCAAUGUCUUUCAGAAGAUCAGGACAGUCUUGA